This is a messenger RNA of Apiotrichum porosum, 2670 nucleotides long. It is a transcript of the gene STR3, whose product is annotated as cystathionine beta-lyase. Gene Ontology annotation, cellular component: cytoplasm. The record is from RefSeq and is a predicted model, not a curated record. Gene Ontology annotation, molecular function: pyridoxal phosphate binding; mevalonate kinase activity; ATP binding. Lineage: Eukaryota; Fungi; Basidiomycota; Tremellomycetes; Trichosporonales; Trichosporonaceae. Gene Ontology annotation, biological process: transsulfuration; 'de novo' L-methionine biosynthetic process; isoprenoid biosynthetic process. The coding region runs from base 1 to 2670 and encodes 889 amino acids. The transcript is spliced from 4 exons.
AUGUCGUCGACCCGCACUUCGACCCCGGGCGAGUCGUCCCUCGCGACGUCCAUCUUCGACUCCAAGUCGCCUUCCGAGGUCGAGUCGUUUGACACGCGCGCUGAAAAGUGGCACUUUGCGACCCAGGUUGUCGCUGCCGACUCGUCGCAGAACCAGUACGGCGCGUCGUCGACCCCCAUCUUCCAGACCGCGACCUUCAAGGGUAUGGACGGCCCCUAUGACUACACCCGCUCGGGCAACCCCACUCGUGGUGGCCUCGAGUCGCACCUCGCUCGUCUUUACGGCGCCUCGCAGGCGUUUGCCCUCAGCACCGGUAUGACCUGUCUCGACGUCAUCCUCCGCCUCGUCAAGCCCGGAGAGACUGUUCUUGCCGGCGACGACCUGUACGGCGGCACCAACCGUCUGCUCACGUACGCAAAGUCGCACGGCGGCGUCGACGUUCGUCACGUCGACACUACGCAGGUGUCUGCCGUUCUCCCCCACCUGGGUGCUGGAAACAAGGUGAAGAUGGUUUUGCUUGAAUCUCCCACGAACCCUCUCUUGAAGAUUGCCGAUAUCCAGGCUGUUUCGGACGCUGUCCACGCCGCCAACCCCGAGGCCAUUGUCGUUGUCGACAACACCAUGAUGUCGCCUUACCUCCAGCGCCCUCUUGAGCUUGGCGCCGACCUUGUGUACGACUCGGGCACCAAGUACCUCUCUGGCCACCACGACCUCAUGGCCGGAAUCAUCGCCGCGGGUACCCCCAAGCUCGCCUCGGACAUUGCAUGGCACAUCAACGCCAUGGGUUCGGGUCUUGCCCCCUUUGACUCGUUCCUGCUCAUGCGCGGUAUCAAGACCCUCGCGCUCCGCAUGGACAAGCAGGAGGCCAACACCCACCUGGUGGCCAACUACCUCGACGCCCUCGGCUUCCUGGUCCACUACCCCAACCUCAAGCACCACCCCAUGCGCGACAUCCACUGGAAGCAGGCCUCGGGCGCCGGCGCCGUCCUGUCGUUUGUCACUGGCGACAAGCAGCUUUCAGAGCGCAUUGUCUCCGCUGCCCGUCUGUGGGGUGUCUCGGUGUCGUUUGGUGCCGUCAAUUCACUCAUUUCGAUGCCCUGUCUCAUGUCGCAUGCCUCAAUCUCGGCCGCUGUCCGCGCCGAGCGUGGUCUCCCCGAGAACCUGAUCCGUCUCUGCGUCGGUAUCGAGGACCCCCGCGACCUGCUCGACGACCUCGAGCGCGCCCUCAUCAUCGCCGGCGCCAUUGUCCCCGCCGUCAGCAAGGACCUCUUGACCGCCGACAAGCUCGCCGCUCUCUACAAGGCCGACCCCGAAAAGUGGUCGCUCGCCCGCGCCGCCGGCUUCAAGCGUCCCGACGGCCCCGACUCGCUCCUCCAGGGCGUUGCCAAGGGACUUGCCAUCAGCGGCGAGAACAAGACUAUUGACGAGGACAUUGUCGUCUCGGCCCCCGGCAAGGUUAUUCUCUUUGGCGAGCACGCAGUGGUUCACGGUGUGACUGCUAUCGCAACGUCCCUCAAUCUCCGCUGCUUUGGUGUCCUCUCCGCUCGCAGGGACGGUCAGGUGGCCAUUGCCGCUCCCGACCUCGAGGCCGACCACGCUUGGAACAUUUCAGAGCUUCCGUGGGACCUCGUCCCGGCUCGCAACGGUACCGCGCCCUCGGCAGAGCUCGACGCGGCCCUUCUCUCGGCUCUUGAGAAGAUUGUCGCCGACGCCAAGCCCACCAAGACCGGUACCAGCGCCAGCGUCGCGUUCCUCUACGUCUACAUGGAGAUGACCGGCUCGCGUGCCAACGCCCUCUCCGUCACCCUCACCGUCUCGGCCAACCUCCCCAUCGGUGCCGGCCUUGGCUCGUCGGCUGCCUUCUCGGCAUGCCUGGCCUCGUCCCUCCUCAUCGCCUACUCGCACGUCGCCGUCGCCGGCCACGAGGGCGUCUCGGCCCCCUCUGUAGACCUCGUCGACUCGUGGGCCUUCCUCGCCGAAAAGGUCCUCCACGGUAACCCGUCGGGCAUUGACAAUGCCGUCGCCGUCCGUGGCGGUGCCGUCGCCUUCACCCGUGCGGUGAACGGCAAGGAGGGCGGUCUGGACGGUAUCCGUGGCUUUGACUCGAUCCGCCUGUUGCUCACCAACACCAAGGUGCCGCGCGACACCAAGUCGCUCGUCGCCGGCGUCGGCGCCAAGAAGAUUGCCGAGCCCCACGUCGUCAACCCCAUCCUCGACGACAUCCAGGCCAUCAGCGACGAGGCCCGUGGCCUGCUGGACGGCUCGGUCGUGGCCGAGCGCGACGCGUUCGUCGGCCGCCUCGAGCAGCUCAUGCGCGUCAACCACGCCCACCUGCGCACCCUCGGCGUGUCCCACGCGUCCCUCGAGGCCGUCGUCGCCGCCACGGCCGCCGAGCCGUUUGGCCUCACCACAAAGCUCACAGGUGCCGGCGGCGGCGGCUGUGCCGUCACCCUCAUCCCGGACUCGUUCCCGGCCGACAAGCUGGACGCGCUCCUCGCCAACCUCCGCGCCCUCGGCGCCGAGCCCCACCUCACCACCCUCGGUGGGCCGGGCCUCGGCGUCCACCGCGGCCUGGACGCCGGUGCCGGCGCCGCUUCAAAGCUCAAGAGCGCCGGAAGCGCCAACCUCGCCCAGUGGUCCGAGGGUCUCGGCGGCAAGUGGGUCCACUAG